AUGGAUACUCCUUCAGAAGUCAAUCAUAAACUUCAUGGAGAACGGGGAGAGUUACUCAAAGAUCCCAAUCAGUAUCAACGAAUUGCGGGCAUACUUGUAUACCUCACGAUCAAUCGACCAGACAUCUCUUAUGGAGUUAACCUGAUCAACCAAUUUAUCCAUGCACUACAUAAACCACACCUUGAUGUUGUGUACAAAAUACUAAGAUAUCUCAAGUCUGCACCAGGGAAAGGGAUGUUUUACUCCAAUCGCAGGCAUCCUAAUGUUGUAGUUUACAUUGAUGCUGAUUGGGAUGGUUGCCAAACUGAUAGAAGAUCCACAACUGGUUAUUGUACUUUCAUUUUGGGAAACUCGGUUACUUUGAAAAACAAGAAACAAAAUGUGGUUGCAAGAUCAAGUGUUGAAACAUAA
Amborella trichopoda is the source of this 411-nucleotide messenger RNA. The record is from RefSeq and is a predicted model, not a curated record. NCBI's taxonomy places the organism in Eukaryota, Viridiplantae, Streptophyta, Magnoliopsida, Amborellales, Amborellaceae.